Messenger RNA from Chenopodium quinoa (quinoa), 1596 nucleotides. RefSeq lists its product as uncharacterized. The record is from RefSeq and is a predicted model, not a curated record. The coding region runs from base 106 to 1374 and encodes 422 amino acids. The transcript has 3 exons. NCBI's taxonomy places the organism in Eukaryota, Viridiplantae, Streptophyta, Magnoliopsida, Caryophyllales, Amaranthaceae.
GACUAUGUUCUUUUUGACUUUUACAAGAUCGUGUUACAUGUAGUCGUAAGAGAUUCAUAUUCUUAUAGGAACUACAACUUUCGAAUUCUCAAAACUCACAAACUUAUGAUAAAUCCAAUGAUGAAAAAUAUCUUCUAUGGUCAAUUAUCGAGCAGUUUUAAUAGUGUCGUUGUUUCCCUCCAAAAGCACAGAUCAAAUGAUCAGUCUACGACCAAUGAAUUUGAAGGAGUAACCAUUGAAGAGCAACCCCAUAUUCCCCUACUCUUGCAAAAGUCUAAUGAAAGAUCCGAUUCAUCUAUGCAUGAUGAGCUUCGCCACUUUCGAAGAUGCUUGAAAUGGUGUGCACUUGAUCUCUCUUCCUCCCUAGGCAAAAACAUAUCAUACCUCACCUUUGUUAUCCUCGCGAUAAUCAUUCCAAUCUUAACCACUAUAUCCAUUAAAAUUCCAUCUUCUUCCUCUCCUGAUAAGCCUCUUUCAUUCAACAAACUAGUACAACUCCCUGAAUCCGGCCUAGCCUUUAUCGGGUUCUUAACAUUAUAUCGAUUUUUCAAGGAAUAUGGCCUUAAGCAACUCUUAUUUCUUGAUGGUCUAAAUGAUGAUUCCUUAGAUGUUCAACUUGGUUAUAAGUAUCAAGUAGAUAAAGCCUUCAAAAGCCUUGCUUUCAUCCUACUCCCUUCUUUUAUCGUCGAAUUUGUGCAUAAAAUUCUCUUCUUCUCAACUGUUGUUGUUUCAUUUCCUGUUAUUGGUGUUUUACCAAUCAACACAAUCAUGUUUAUAUCAAGUUUCAUGUCAUGGGUGUAUAGGACCGGUGUUUUCUUGCUUGUAUGUGUCCUGUUUCGGCUAACCUGUGAGCUCCAAAUACUUAGGCUCGAAGGCCUAAGACAUAUGUUCGAGGGUUCAGGGUCCGAGCCAUGUGCUAUAUACUUAGAACAUCGUAGAAUUAGAGAUCAAUUCUAUGUUACAAGCCACAGAUUUUGGUUCUUCAUUGUUGGGUGCAUGGUUACCAUCACAGUUAGUCAAUUGGGUGCACUUUUGCUGGUUUUAGCCUCCAAGUCCGACAAGAAUUUCUUGAAUUCGGGUGAUCUUGUGGUAUGUUCAGCAAAGCAAUUGAGUGGAUUUUUCUUAUGUUUGAUGGGAGCAGCAAGAAUAACACAUAGAGCUCAAGGCAUUGUUUCGGUUGCUACAAGAUGGCACAUGCUUAUGACUAGUUGCUUUGAUAGUACAAACCAUAACAAAGUGACAUACUUGCAGCAUAACAAUGGUGGGAUUACAUUAUUCGGAUUCGCGCUUGAUCGUGGAAUGCUUCACACUUUAUUUGCAUUUGAAAUGUCACUAGUUCUCUGGAUAUUAAGCAAGGCAAUUGUACUAUCUUGAAUGAUAAUCUCCUGAGUGUUCACAACAAAUUCAUGUUUCACCCUAGUUUGCAAUAUUUUUUUUUGUGUGGAUAAUAUACAUAUCAAAUGAGUUCUGUUUUUGUGAAAUGUAAUAUUGUUAAGGCAACAAAAACUUAUUGUAUGUAAUUUUUCAACAAUUAUCCUAUUCAUGUAAAUUCUAUCCUUGGCAUUUUUAUUUGAUAAUAACUGCACAUGGUUUGGU